CUUUAACAGUAUUAUAAAUAUUUUCUUUCACUGCCAAAGCCAUGAUGAAGCUAUCUUUUUUCGCCCUUUUUGCUCUGGCAGUUUGUCACGGAUCUAGCAUUGACAACCAAGCGCGCGGACCAAUCCUCUGGCAAGAUGAUUUUGAAUUUCUUGACACAAACAAAUGGAAGCACCUAAUUACAGCAUGGCGAGGGGGCAACAGUGAAUUCCAAUAUUACGACAAUCUACCCGAAAACAGUUACGUUCGAGAUGGGAUCCUAUACAUCAAGCCAACAUUGACAGCGGAUCGUUUUGGCGAGGCUUUUCUGUACAAUGGCACACUUGAUUUGUAUAAGGAAGGCUGCAAUGUGGACAUCGAUGGCGGUUGCUAUGUAGUGGCUUCUGCAGAAAUUAUCAAUCCCAUUCAGUCUGCACGGAUGGUGACAAGCGAUUCGUUUAGUUUUACCAAUGGCACUAUUGAAAUCAGAGCCAAAAUGCCAAAAGGUGACUGGAUUUGGCCAGCAAUUUGGAUGCUGCCUACCGACUCGGUUUACGGCGAAUGGCCGCGCUCGGGCGAGAUUGACAUUGUAGAAAUUAAAGGAAACGCUGAUUUCUCUUGCAACGGCUAUCCGAUGGGGCGACAGUUGGCUGGAUGCACUUUGCAUUGGGGUCCUGAUCCCAGCCAGAACCGAUAUCCUCUUACACACUGGGAAAAAAUCAUACAGGAUCCUGAUUUCUCCUCAGAUUUUCACAUCUUUCGUGUUGAGUGGCUCCCAAAUGGUUUUCAAUUCUUCAUUGACGACGAAAUGAUUGGCGAAGUGUAUCCUCCACCCGGUGGUUUCUCAGAGCUGGGCGGAUUCAGCGAACAGAAUCUGUGGAGUUCAGGAACUAAAAUGGCACCUUUCGAUCAACCUUUCUAUUUCGUGCUCAAUGUGGUUGUUGGUGGCAACUUCUUUCCCGACGGUUGCCAAAAUGCCGAUUAUGAGAAACCGUGGACCGCAUCUGAUCCUACUCAAAUGAAAACUUUCUGGGAAAGCCGCGACAAAUGGCUACCCACAUGGAAUGCUGAAACGGAAGACAACGCCAUGCAAAUUGAUUACAUUCGAGUGUAUGAAUUCUAAAUUUAAAAUCACCUGAAUUUCAAAUAAAUUGCCUUCUGGUACUAUUAAAUCAA
Messenger RNA from Daphnia pulicaria, 1153 nucleotides. Its product is annotated as beta-1,3-glucan-binding protein-like. The transcript has 6 exons. Gene Ontology annotation, biological process: carbohydrate metabolic process. The record is from RefSeq and is a predicted model, not a curated record. Lineage: Eukaryota; Metazoa; Arthropoda; Branchiopoda; Diplostraca; Daphniidae. Gene Ontology annotation, molecular function: hydrolase activity, hydrolyzing O-glycosyl compounds. Bases 42 to 1100 code for a protein of 352 amino acids.